This is a messenger RNA of Anopheles funestus (African malaria mosquito), 4484 nucleotides long. RefSeq names its product trypsin-1-like. Lineage: Eukaryota; Metazoa; Arthropoda; Insecta; Diptera; Culicidae. The transcript is spliced from 3 exons. The coding region runs from base 3343 to 4242 and encodes 299 amino acids. The record is from RefSeq and is a predicted model, not a curated record. Gene Ontology annotation, biological process: proteolysis. Gene Ontology annotation, molecular function: serine-type endopeptidase activity.
ACAUUUGGUAAUGUCGUCCAUUUGUACGCAACACAACAAGCUAAUCCUUUACAAGGACCGUAAAUGAACAGAACUCUCUUUGUUGCUUCCCAACUAGCUCCUCAACACUAUUUCGGACGAUUUUUAUUGCGUUUCGAACAGAAAAUUCAAACACUAACGGUAGAAGCUAGCAAAACAAUACUAGUUGAAUGAAUUGUAAAACACAGAUAAUCCGUUUGUUUAUCUGUUUAAAUGAUUCACUCAUUUGCAUUUUUUCUUGUGCACUUACGCACCCACCGGUUCACACACCGUUAUGUGUACGGAUGAUUUUUUUGAUGAUGAAUUUAAAUGAAGCAACAGCCAGCAGCCGUCGCCACGAUGAAAUACGGCGCACAGAAAGGGAUCCCGUCGUCGAUACUGUUUCGGGUUUUGUAUGUAGCGCGUGGCGCAUAAUUUCAACAAGUGCGAAGUUACACUGACACAAAGUGUGUAUAAUUUUCUUUUGUUUUAGUUACCGUUCCGUUUCACGACAUCCAACGGAAGCGCAUAAACGUCGGGUUCUGUCCAGCUUGUCUCACCCGCUGUUAAAAAGGGAAGAAAUCGGUGUUUGUUUGGUUGUCACACUUCACUAGCACAACUCCAGCAGCAAGAAAGGAAAGAGGAAUGCGUGGACCAGGCUUAGUAAGACAACACGUGUCAAUGUACCGUGCGUCACCGUAUGACAACCUUGAACUUCCUCGCAAAACACGACGGUAUGGUGCACGAACAGUUUACUGGUACGAUACCUACUCCACAGCAAAUUGUGAAAUAAUAAAUUCAUCGUCGGGUUGACUGUUUCCCUGCUGCUCUUUUUGUUGCCACUGCCCCCGCCAAGAGGGUGCGCAGAAUGCGUAAAGAAUGCGCAAGUUCGGUGCACCCAGACCGGCAGUAGACAAACAAAACACGUGACUACAUUAGGCGGUUGCGAUGAAGCGCGGGUUGCAGUCACGUGCAGUGAGACAGAUGAAGAUCACUCACUCGUAGCUUUGCUGUCAAAUCGAUCCGUACCGCUGUCGAUCGAGUUCAUUGAGCUCGGGGUCUGUCGGAUGAAGUGCAGUGUUCCGUUGUCUUCCGUUUGAUGGAUACUGACAAAUGGAACCUGCCGUACAUUGGACAGGAAUUUAGUGGCAGGAAGUGACAUUUUUGUAAUGAUAAUUAAUGUCUUCAAAGUUGGCAUAACCAUCUUGCGAUCGUAUGUGAUGAACAAUCGGUAAUCAAUGAAGACGAUUCUGCUGGAAAUAUUACAUAUCUCCAGCUAUGACCGCGACAUCGAAGUUGACAUCGAAACAUGACCUUACACUUGAAACUGUUUACCCAUCGACAGUGGGUGGAAGAAUCGAGAUAGGAAAGCCGGCAGCUUUGUCUCUAUAGUGGCACCUCACCGGUUGAAUAGGGUGUGUUAUUAAGCGAAUGUAAAAGAUUUUUAAUUGAACACGUUUUAGGUUGUGUGUAGAAUUUGUUUAUUUACUUUAAGGUGUGUGAAAGGUGUUCGAUGAAAACGAAAAAUAAUAGACGCAUUGCACAAAUUUUCUAUUCACUGUAGGUGACAUUGGGUCCUGCCCAAGGCGGUGAACACAAUCAAAAGUAUCAAUUUGUUCGAUAGCAAAAAAAAACCUCCUCGUCGCAAUUGUUCUGACGGCCAUUUGGUGUACCCGCUUGGAAUCGAUCCGACUGCUGUACAGUACAGCAAUUGUGUAACGUGAGGGUAUGAUGCUUAGCUACAAUUAUUACUUCUGCAAAUGGGAUGUUAGCACGGAAACACAAAUCAACAGGUUCUUUUGAUCAACUGCAAGAAUAUGUUGAUAACGAUCGAAGGAUCAAUUGGUAAGAAUUGUUGAGGCUAUAAUAUUAGGGUUUUUUAAGGUUAAAAAAGAUCCAUAAAUAGGAGAUAGAAAUGAUGGUUAAACAUUGUAAUUGAAUAUCUUUAACCUAGAAAGUAUCUAUGAGAAGUAUAUAGGAUUCGUUCCUGCUUUAGCAUCUUGGACAUGUGAAGAUUGUGCAGAAAACUCACCCAAAAGUUCCGAUGGCGAUCAAACCACCCUUGCCGUGAUGAGCAAAUUUUGUCUAAAGUCAACGACACAACGGAGGGUCGGUCAGUGUCGGUGGCACCUGUAAAUUGAACGUCAAACAAGUGGUUGAACUUCGGCUCAACUUACGGUCGACACCGUAUUGGGUGUGUAAAUCACCGCACGGGGUGAUACCAAAAAUGUUUGGAGCUAAAUUUUGGAUGACCUCUAGUGGGGACAGACGCGAGAGCGCGAUCAUUAACAGUAGGGGAUUAUGGAACAGUAAAACAAAUAGAUUUUUUUUGUUUCUCUCAAAGGAAAUAUGUCAACUAAUGACCGUAUUCGUGGCAGCGGUAUAACCGAUAAGAAACCUUCAACCAGCGCACGGUUUGCUACACAGAACACAGGGCACUCAGAGGGAAUAACCCUCGAGCGUAUUUGUUGCCACAGUGCAACUUCCGCUGAUUACGAUCCUAUGCAAUUUGCAUUGCAAGGUGCAUACUGUAGCAAAUGCAACGAUCUUAACCAUCCCCAAAGCCCUAACGAAGAGCGCCCUACCCUGAGUUUGUGGUGAGCAGUUUAGCAGCAGAGCGGUUUGCUCAUAUUAGUAAACGAUCACCACCCAUAGCCGAUUACUCAUCUGCACCAACCAACCAACCAGACGGAGCACACGAGUCGGAUGCGUAGCGUCACCAAACAACGCACGUGCUGCUGCCGCCUACACACGAUGAGAAAGUAUUCACGGAAAUGGCGUUCGCGCGCGCACACACUCUAGUAGCCCGGGCGUUGCUAUAACUACUAAUCAUGCGUUGACACCGGCGAAGGUGACAGUUUCUCUGAGGUGCGCGCUCGCUCUCUCGCGCGCACCAUUUUGCUCUCUCGAAGUUUACGCGCGCGAACUUGAAUUUGUUGCGCAGGGAGAAAAGACGCACACGCGGAGAUAAACAAUGCCCCGGCGCCGGUGACGAUGCUGCACGCGUAGGACGCAACUAGGAGGGAAGAGAAUAAUAUUGGUACGCUUGUUGGCUAUAUAUUGGCGGUUCUGGUUUCUUUGCAACUGAACCCCGUGUACGCUCCCUCGUGUCAAUUCGUUCGUUGUGCAUUUAUAAAACGUGCACGCGGAAGAACCAUAAUGGCGAGUUCAUCAUAGACUGCGUAGCGUUCACCACACGAGCUCCCAGGAUUUGGCGCGGUGAAUUAGUACGGAGAAGGAAAAAAAAAGCAAAUCGUCAAAUCCAACACACGAGAGCUCGGGUGGUGAAGGUUUCAGAAUUUACUAUUUUUUCCCCAACUAACGUUAACAAAGCUGUUAUCCACCAUGUUCCAUCUGGUGCGGAAUCGUUGGUACCUUGCGUCGGUUGUGUUGACCCUCAGCCAGCUGACGACCAUCGAAGGGCAGAUAAGUCUAUCAUCCGUACCGUGUGGCCGGCAGCAGCAACGCAUCGUCGGUGGUGUGAAUUCUAACCGUGGCCAAAUAACGUACAUUGCCAGCCUUACCAAACGGGGCGGGCACUUUUGUGGUGCAUCAAUCGUUAACGAACGGUGGCUUCUGACGGCCGGACAUUGUGUGUGCAGUGGUGUUAAUAAGGUGCUGCGUGCCAAUCAAAUCCAAGCCGUACUGGGGCUCUAUCGAAGAUCUGAAUUUGCUGGCAAUCAAAUCGACACAGACCCAUUCGCAGACCGUGCGUAUGAGGUGGCCAUUCGGACGAUCGUACCCCAUCCUGGAUACAUUUGCAAUAAACCUUCGAACGAUAUCGCUUUGCUGGAGCUUGCGAAGCGCAUCGACUUUACGGCAUCCGUUCGGCCGAUCUGUCUAUCCAGCGGUUCGGAUGGAUCGGCACGCGUCGAGGGCCGGACGGCCGUGGUGGCCGGAUGGGGCUGGCAGCAGGAAAAUCGUAACCUUGCCGAUAAGGCGGACACACUGCAGCGGGCUGUGGUCGAUGUGUUCCGGAAUGAGGAGUGUGAAAAUAUGUACCGACGGGGCAAUCGAUCGCGAACGAUCGCUCGUACGCAACUGUGCGCCGGCAAGGGUACGGGAGGAGUCGAUGCGUGUUGGGCCGAUUCGGGUGGCCCACUGGUAACGAGCGACAAUGUGCUGAUCGGGAUCGUUUCAACCGGAAUCGGUUGUGCCCGGCCUGGCUUUCCCGGGAUUUACACACGGGUUAGCGAAUAUGCGGGUUGGAUCGUAACGGUGAUCGAUCGGUUUAACGCCAGAUAAGGCGCUCGCGUGGGCUUGCUGUAUUGAGCAAGGGUAGGGAUAAGGGUAGGUUAAUAAGUAUUUUUGUUCUAAAAAUUACACCACUCUAGUCACAUUCCUAUACACUACUAAUAUUUUAAUUAUGGUGCAUAUAGAUGCUGUUAUUUAUUUUAUUUUUUUUUUUAAUUUAAUGUUUGUUAAAGCAGAUAAAGAUAGAUCACCUUAAAAUAAAUCUAAAAACAGUCAAAACGUAGUUUUUUCCC